AUGGAGGACGACUCACUCUACUUGGGAGGUGAGUGGCAGUUCAACCACUUUUCAAAACUCACAUUUUCUCGGCCAGAUGCAGCUUUUGCUGAAAUCCAGCGGACAUCUCUCCCUGAGAAGUCACCACUGUCAUCUGAGACCCGUGUCGACCUCUGUGAUGAUUUGGCUCCUGUGGCAAGACAGCUUGCUCCCAGGGAGAAGCUUCCUCUGAGUAGCAGGAGACCAGCUGCGGUGGGGGCUGGGCUCCAGAAUAUGGGAAAUACCUGCUAUGUGAAUGCUUCCCUGCAGGGCCUGACAUACACACUACCCCUUGCGAACUACAUGCUGUCCCGGGAGCACUCUCAAACUUGUCAUCAUCACAAGUGCUGCAUGCUGUGUACUAUGAAAGCUCACAUCACACGGGCCCUCCACCAUCCUGGCCAUGUCAUCCAGCCCUCACGGGCAUUGGCUGCUGGCUUCCAUAGAGGCAAGCAGGAAGACGCCCAUGAAUUUCUGAUGUUCACUGUGGAUGCCAUGAAAAAGGCAUGCCUUCCCGGGCACAAGCAGGUAGAUCAUCACUCUAAGGACACCACCCUCAUGCACCAAAUAUUUGGAGGGUACUGGAGAUCUCAAAUCAAGUGUCUCCACUGCCAGGGCAUUUCAGACACCUUUGACCCUUACCUGGACAUCGCCCUGGAUAUCCAGGCAGCUCAGAGUGUGAAGCAAGCUUUGGAACAGUUGGUGAAGCCCGAAGAACUCAAUGGAGAGAAUGCCUAUCAUUGUGGUCUUUGUCUCCAGAAGGCGCCUGCCUCCAAGACGUUAACUUUACACACUUCUGCCAAGGUCCUCAUCCUUGUAUUGAAGAGAUUCUCCCAUGUCACAGGCAACAAACUUGCCAAGAAUGUGCAAUAUCCUGAGUGCGUUGACAUGCAGCCAUACAUGUCUCAGCAGAACACAGGACCUCUUGUCUAUGUCCUCUAUGCUGUGCUGGUCCCCGCCGGGUGGAGUUGUCACAACGGACAUUACUUCUCUUAUGUCAAAGCUCAAGAAGGCCAGUGGUAUAAAAUGGAUGAUGCCGAGGUCACUGCCUCUGGUAUCACUUCUGUCCUGAGUCAACAGGCCUAUAUCCUCUUUUACAUCCAGCAGAGUGAAUUGGAAAGACACCGUGAGAGUGUGUCAAGAGGCAGGGAACCAAGAGCCCUUGGCGCUGAAGACACAGACAGGCGAGCAACGCAAGGAGAGCUCAAGAGAGACCCCUGGCCUCCAGCAAAGCUCCCUGCUAAACCUCUCUUCAAGGAACCCAAUGGAUCAGGAGUCCAUGAACACUGGCACACUCGCUUCUCUGCAAGGGAGGACCUGGAGAUCCAAAGGGAAGAACAAACACAGCAAGAGGGCUCUGCUUGUGUGCCAGUGAUCUCAGUGGAAGUGCCGACCCACAUGGAGGAGGCGCCGCCCUGGCUUUGGAGCAACUCAGGCGAUGUCCAUCAGGAGGAAAACUUCCUGUCCGCAGCCCUAACUGCUGAGAAGGGAGAUUCGCUGCAGAGUAUCCCGGAUAUUCUUCUGAAACAGCAAUAA
This is a messenger RNA of Pongo pygmaeus (Bornean orangutan), 1554 nucleotides long. Its product is annotated as ubiquitin carboxyl-terminal hydrolase 17-like protein 6. The coding region runs from base 1 to 1554 and encodes 517 amino acids. The transcript is spliced from 3 exons. The record is from RefSeq and is a predicted model, not a curated record. Gene Ontology annotation, biological process: regulation of apoptotic process; protein deubiquitination. Gene Ontology annotation, cellular component: cytosol; nucleus. NCBI's taxonomy places the organism in Eukaryota, Metazoa, Chordata, Mammalia, Primates, Hominidae. Gene Ontology annotation, molecular function: cysteine-type deubiquitinase activity.